AUGCCUCAGAAAAUCACCGUUGCUGUGGCGCAAGCCCGCACUCUCUCUACACUUGAGUUGACCCUCGCCGCUCUCAAGAAAACCACCCAGCAUGCAGCUUCAAAAGGUGUCCAUCUCUUGCUCUUCCCAGAAGCUUAUCUAGGCGGGUAUCCUCGUACUUGUGACUUUGGAACUGCUGUUGGCGCACGUGCCCCCUAUGGGCGGGACCAAUUUGUUGAAUACUUCCGUGCUGCCGUUGACCUGGGCGAUACGCCUGCUGGAGCGGGAGAUGACUGGGUGGGGCGCAAGCUGCCUGUAGCUCAAGGUCGAGACCACCGUGGUGAUGGGACAAGAGAGUUCCUCGAGCGGGUGUCCCGCGAGACGGGUGUCUUUAUUGCAACUGGGUUGAUUGAAAAGGCCGGGGGGAGCAUGUACUGCUCCGCGCUAUAUGUCGAUCCAUUGCGGGGUGUUCUGGGGAAAAGAAGAAAGGUCAUGCCAACUGGCUCAGAACGUCUUGUAUGGGCACAGGGCUCCCCUUCUACUCUGAAAGCUAUCACUACGGAGCUCAAUGGAGUCAAGCUUACUAUUGCCGCUGCUAUCUGCUGGGAAAGCUUCAUGCCUUUGCUUCGUCAAAGUCUUUACUCACAAAAUGUGAACAUCUACCUCGCACCCACAGCUGACAGCCGUGAUACUUGGCUACCUCUCAUGCGGACUAUUGGUGGUGAAGGCCGCACUUUCGUGCUCUCUUGCAAUCAGUGCGUACGCUACAAUGAGCUACCAUCCUGGAUCACUGAUCAGGGUAAAGCUACUGAAGAAUCUCCAGAUCGCUAUAUCUCGCGUGGUGGCUCCUGCAUCGUCGGACCCUUGGGUGAAGUUGUGGCUGAGCCUAUUUGGGAAGUCUCUACUGACGAUGCAGCUGAUGGCUCCAGCAUCGAAAAUGGGCUUGUGAUUUCCGAGAUUGACUUGGAGGAUUGUGAGCGAGGUCGACUUGAUAUGGAUGUUGCGGGAAGCUAUUCAAGAGAUGAAUUCCGGUUGACGGUUGACGGGUUGGACUUGAACCCUCCUCCGUUCUAG
Molecule: messenger RNA, 1053 nt
Organism: Penicillium verrucosum
Lineage: Eukaryota; Fungi; Ascomycota; Eurotiomycetes; Eurotiales; Aspergillaceae
Product: carbon-nitrogen hydrolase family protein
Exons: 3
Coding region: 1-1053 (350 amino acids)
Molecular function (GO): catalytic activity
Source: RefSeq, a predicted model, not a curated record